UUGUUCUUUUCUAUUUUAACCUAAUAAUUAUCUGUUAUUUUUCUUUAUUUCUUUCUUCAUUGGCUUUUUAAGAUGACAUCCUUUAUGCGCUCUUCAAUCUUCAUAUGGUAUUACGGUAAUCGAUUGGGUUUUUGGUUUUUUUGGGUCAAUAAUGAAAAUGAAUUCAUUUAAAGAAAGCCGAGGAGGUAAUUCGAUCAGCCAGAGUAGAAAGUAAAUCGAUUUACAGGAAUGAGAGGUUGGUUCAGCCACCAGAAUCGAGACAAUCUGAGUUUAGACUUUAGAGGCACCUGUAGCAAGCCUAUGAGCCUCAAUAUUACGAUCUCUAGAUCCAAAGACAAAAAGGAAACCAAAGGAAAAAGAGGUACAUGCAAGCUAAAAUGUUCUCAAUCGAUUGGCUAUCUUGUUGGGUCUUGAGCUCUUGAUCAAGGAAUGUAUCGAUCAUGAUUCGUAUCAUACACCAUCGCCGUGGAAGAGCUAGCUAGCUAGCUAGCGGUAAAUUCCUUUUUUCUUUCCGUUCUUCCCUCUUGGUAUAUAUGCUUGUUAAUUUGCCCCAUUUCAUUUUUCUUUUUUAUGGUUCCCCUGUGGUUGUGUUGUGGACAACUCCUCCCUCCUUUCCUUAACAGAGUUGCGAGAAGUUAUGGUUUGAUGAUGUUCAAACGUUUUCAUGCCUUUUCCCAGACAACUGCAACACCAUAGAGCAGAGAGGGUUCAAACGUUCACUUCUUCUGCGAUCUAAAUGGCUGCCUUAGCUACUGCUGAAGCUUGCGACUCAAAUGGAGCACUUUUGGCUAGUGGCGAACUCCGUGUUCUCCAGCCAAUCUUUAAGAUUUAUGGUCAAUGUCGGGCAUUCGCAGGCCCUAUUGUCACACUUAAGAUAUUUGAGGACAAUGUGCUAGUGCGGGAGCUUCUUGAGACAAGAGGAGAAGGAAGGGUACUAGUUAUAGAUGCUGGAGGAAGCAUGAGAUGUGCCGUAGUUGGGGGGAACUUGGGACUGUUGGCCCAAAACAUGGGGUGGUCUGGUAUUGUAGUCAAUGGCUGCAUUAGAGAUGUGGAUGAGAUCAAUGGAUGCGAUAUUGGGGUUAGAGCCUUGUCAUCACACCCAUUAAAAUCCAGUAAGAAAGGUGUGGGUGAAAAGCAUGUCCCUGUUUACAUUGCAGGAGCUUUGAUUUUUGAUGGGGAAUGGCUCUAUGCAGAUGGUGAUGGAAUUCUUGUUUCAAAAUCCGAGUUGUGUGUUUGAGUACUCGUUUAACGCUCGAAAUAAUGGAGAGCAGUGUUCUUAUA
Macadamia integrifolia is the source of this 1281-nucleotide messenger RNA. RefSeq names its product putative 4-hydroxy-4-methyl-2-oxoglutarate aldolase 3. Gene Ontology annotation, biological process: regulation of RNA metabolic process. Gene Ontology annotation, molecular function: ribonuclease inhibitor activity. The transcript has 2 exons. The coding region runs from base 737 to 1237 and encodes 166 amino acids. Lineage: Eukaryota; Viridiplantae; Streptophyta; Magnoliopsida; Proteales; Proteaceae. The record is from RefSeq and is a predicted model, not a curated record.